Messenger RNA from Oldenlandia corymbosa var. corymbosa, 417 nucleotides. NCBI's taxonomy places the organism in Eukaryota, Viridiplantae, Streptophyta, Magnoliopsida, Gentianales, Rubiaceae. The record is from the annotation of a GenBank genome assembly.
AUGCAAUCUCUGAAAGACAUAGUUCCGGCAGCCCAGAACAAUGUCAACACCCGGUUCAUUAUACUGGAGAAGGGGAACGUAACUAUGGAAGGGCAAAACAAGACAUGCUUGGCGCUGGUGGCGGACGAGACAGCGGCGGUGCACUUUCAGAUGUGGGGUGACGAGUGCGAUGCGUUUGAGGCUGGAGAUAUCCUGAGUCUCCGUAAUGGGAUUUUCUCCUACAACAAUCGGAACAACCUCGUGUUAAGGGCAGGGAGGCGUGGGAAGGUUGAAAAGGUUGGAGAAUUCACAAUGGCGUUCGUGGAGACUCCCAAUAUGAGCGAGAUCCGGUGGGUUCCCUCAAAUUCGAGUAAUAAGACAUACGUUCAAGAAGCUGUUCUUUCUCCUUACUCUCGCAUUUUUCCACCAAAGCAUUGA